AGGUGUCCAGAUUCAUCCCCUUUGGAUCCCACGUUUUCCUCUCUCCCAAACUUAACUAUAAAAUCCACCUUUGAGUUCCAGACUCCAUUAAAAUUCCAUCAGAUUGCUCCAAAUCAAUCCAUUGUUUAUUCUUUGUUUUUUGGGAAAUUCCAAGUUCCCCAAAACUAUUGCCCUUUACCAGCCAACUCGCACCCACUAACUCUUCAUUAUUAAUUUUUAUUGCUAUUAUUAACCUCCAAUUAACAAUCAAAACUAGCACUCCCUGAAAGAGAGCCAUUUGUUGGUUCUCUACCUUCAAUGGCUUCCAUGGCGGCACUCUUCACCAAAACCCCGUAUCCUCCCCAAUCCCUCAACAAGAUUGCCAAUACCCAUUUCGCUCCAACCCGCAAAGCCUCCUUAUCUCUUCCUUUCGGCAGAAAAACACACCGGAGGCUCCGAGUUUCGUCCGCGUUGAUCGAGCCCGACGGUGGGAAGCUCGUGGAGCUUCUGGUGGAAGAGCCUCUUAGAGAUUUGAAGAAGAGUGAGGCUUUGUCUCUACCGAGAAUUAUGCUCUCGAAGAUUGAUCUUCAAUGGGUCCACGUGCUGAGCGAAGGGUGGGCGAGCCCGCUCCGUGGGUUCAUGAGAGAGUCCGAGUUCCUCCAAACUCUUCAUUUUAACGCGCUUCGACUCGAGGACGGGUCGGUCGUGAACAUGUCGGUGCCUAUCGUUUUGGCCAUCGACGACUCGCAGAAGCAUCGGAUCGGCGAGUCCACCCAAGUCGCCUUGUUCGACUCGGAAAACAACCCGGUUGCUAUUCUCAAAGAUAUUGAGAUCUACAAGCACCCUAAAGAAGAACGAAUUGCCAGAACUUGGGGAACCAAUGCCCCUGGCCUACCUUAUGCUGAUGAAGCUAUAACCAAUGCUGGGAAUUGGCUGAUAGGAGGUGAAUUAGAGGUUAUAGCGCCGAUCAAGUACCACGAUGGCCUUGAUCGUUUUCGAUUAUCUCCUAUAGAACUCCGUGAAGAAUUCACAAGGCGGAAUGCAGAUGCAGUGUUUGCAUUCCAGCUUCGAAAUCCUGUGCACAAUGGCCACGCUUUGCUGAUGACAGAUACCCGUCGUCGACUUCUUGAGAUGGGUUACAAGAAUCCCAUCCUCUUGCUUCAUCCACUGGGAGGCUACACAAAGGCAGAUGAUGUUCCACUUAGUUGGCGAAUGAAGCAACAUGAGAAGGUGCUCGAGGAUGGUGUUCUUGAUCCAGAGACAACCGUGGUUUCUAUAUUUCCGUCUCCCAUGCACUAUGCUGGCCCAACUGAGGUGCAGUGGCAUGCUAAGGCUAGGAUUAAUGCAGGGGCCAACUUUUACAUUGUUGGUCGGGAUCCAGCUGGCAUGGGCCACCCUGUUGAGAAGAGAGAUUUAUAUGAUGCCGACCAUGGUAAAAAAGUAUUGAGCAUGGCACCCGGUUUGGAGCGGCUAAACAUUCUUCCUUUCAAGGUUGCUGCAUAUGAUAGAACUCAAGGUAAAAUGGCAUUUUUUGACCCCUCAAGACCUCAGGAUUUCCUUUUCAUAUCGGGUACCAAGAUGCGGAUGCUUGCAAAGAACAAAGAGAACCCUCCUGAUGGAUUCAUGUGCCCUGGUGGUUGGAAAGUGCUAGUUGAUUAUUAUGACAGCUUGGUUCCAGAAAGCAAUGACAAAGUUGCUGAAGCUGUUCCAGCUUAGAUGGAAUUGUUGUACCAAACUGUAUGGCUUUCUGACUGGAGGAUACGAAACUUAUUUAUUCUCCUUGCGUGAUCCUGCCCUGUAAAAUCUCUGUCCAGAUCUCUAAUAAAAACCGUGCGAGGCACUGGUGCAGAGACCCAAUUUGCCUCCGUCUGUAAUUAGAGCGUCUGUCUUUGCAUGUUGCACUGCUGGAUUUGUGCAUGCAGGCGUAUUGUAUUAUAGUGAUUGUGUUUUGGAGUUA
Juglans microcarpa x Juglans regia is the source of this 1936-nucleotide messenger RNA. RefSeq names its product ATP sulfurylase 1, chloroplastic. Gene Ontology annotation, biological process: sulfate assimilation. Gene Ontology annotation, molecular function: adenylylsulfate kinase activity; sulfate adenylyltransferase (ATP) activity. Lineage: Eukaryota; Viridiplantae; Streptophyta; Magnoliopsida; Fagales; Juglandaceae. The transcript has 5 exons. Bases 298 to 1695 code for a protein of 465 amino acids. The record is from RefSeq and is a predicted model, not a curated record.